Messenger RNA from Drosophila mauritiana, 937 nucleotides. Its product is annotated as glutenin, low molecular weight subunit. The transcript has 2 exons. Bases 75 to 773 code for a protein of 232 amino acids. Lineage: Eukaryota; Metazoa; Arthropoda; Insecta; Diptera; Drosophilidae. The record is from RefSeq and is a predicted model, not a curated record.
AGCUGUACUCGUAUAAAUAUCAUAACUUCGAUCUGUUCCGACAUCAGACGCUCCACAGCCAUACAUCCAACAAGAUGAAAACCUUCGUCCUGACCCUCGCAUUGUGCGCCUGCCUGGCCGCCGCCGAUGUGUCCCACUUACAGCCCAGCACCAGCUACCUUCCGCCACCCCGUCCGGAGCACGCUGUGUCCAUGAGCAUCGAGCAGCAGGAGCUGCGAGAGCUGCCCGAGCAAGUGGAGUACAUGAGUCCAAAGGAACAGGGUCAGAUGGAGCCCAUGCCCAGCAGCCUUCUCACUCCUCCCGCUGCAGUGGAUCAGCAAGAAGCCAUGCCCUCCUCUCGCUACCUGCCACCUGCACCUGCACCCGUAGCAGUUCCAGUUCAGAUGGCCAUUGAGCAAAUGAUGAUGCCCCAGAUCGAAGUGAUGACACCCCAGGAAGCUGUCAUGGAGAAGUUCCAGCAACAGCCAGAGCUCGCCCACCGUUACCUGCCUCCCGCACCAGUUUCUGAGCAGCAGCUGACCUACCAGCAAUACCAGGAGCAGAUGCAGCAGAUCCAGAUGCACGAUGCGCCUCAGGAGCAGCAGCCCCAACAACUGCAGGAGCAGCAAGUGCAGGAGGAGCAGCAACCAACUUACGUUUUGGAUGUUCAGCAGCCCAUGGCUCCCUCCGAUGUGGAGACCCAAGAACAGCUGGAACCGGAGCCCGCCCACGAACUCCGUGCCGAUGGCUAUCACUACAAACAAGCCGAGGAACAGCGUCGUCUGCGGCAUUGAGUCACUCAAAAUCGAGUCACCCAAUGACGACAUCGAAUCAUCAGACGAUGCGUCAUCCGAUUGUUGUUAAAUGUUUAUCUUAGUUCUUAAAGAGCAUAUUAAAUUUCGAAUUUGAGGACGACUAUGCUUUAGGUAAUCCUAUCUGAAUUAUUUUAGUCACAUCU